Lactuca virosa is the source of this 1420-nucleotide messenger RNA. The record is from the annotation of a GenBank genome assembly. NCBI's taxonomy places the organism in Eukaryota, Viridiplantae, Streptophyta, Magnoliopsida, Asterales, Asteraceae.
AUGAACGUUAAUGAUCUUCACAAGGUUUGGGAGAUCAGAACGUUGAAGAGGAAGGUUGGAGGAGAUGAGGCUAGGAGAUUCCUUGAGAAAAUCGCCAAACAGGUCCAACCCAUCAUGCACAAGCAUAAAUGGAGGGUUAAAGUUCUAUCCGAGAUGUGUACAUUUCGCAAGGCACUCCCAAGUCUUUCGGAUUGCAGACCAAUUCCGACGUCAAUCAAGAUGGGAGAAUUGACGGGGUAUCAAUUGGGGGUUAUUGGUGCGUUGUUUCUAUCUGUGGCAUCAUCUGUAUCCAUAGUCAUCGUCAACAAAGCCCUGAUGAGCAAUCUUGGUUUUCCAUUUGCUACAACAUUGACUAGUUGGCAUCUAAUGGUAACAUAUUGCACGCUUCAUGUGGCACAUCGUUUGAAUUUCUUUGAGAACAAGAACAUUGAUAUGAAGACUGUAAUCCUAUUUGGCAUUCUAAAUGGCGUUUCAAUUGGUUUUCUUAACUUGAGCCUUGGAUUCAACUCCAUUGGCUUUUACCAGAUGACCAAACUUGCAAUCAUUCCUUUCACUGUUCUGUUAGAAACUCUUUUCUUGAAAAAACAAUUCAGCCAGAAAAUAAAGUUAUCUCUUUUCCUCCUACUUGUUGGAGUUGGAAUUGCAUCAGUGACUGAUCUUCAGCUCAAUUUUGUUGGCACAGUUCUCUCACUUCUAGCCAUCAUGACCACAUGUGUUGGUCAAAUUCUGACAAACACAAUUCAAAAGAGACUAAAUGUGACAUCAACUCAGCUGCUAUAUCAAUCAGCACCAUUCCAAGCAGCUAUUCUGUUUGUCACAGGCCCAAUGGUAGACCAAUACCUCACCAAGCAAUAUGUUUUUGCUUUCAAAUAUUCGCCUCUUGUUUUGGGAUUUAUAAUACUUUCAUGUGUGAUUGCGGUUUCGGUGAAUUUUAGUACAUUUUUGGUGAUUGGAAAAACAUCACCAGUAACAUACCAAGUACUUGGGCAUUUAAAGACAUGUCUUGUUCUUGGAUUCGGGUAUACAUUGCUACAUGACCCUUUCACUCAAAGAAACAUCAUUGGAAUCCUUGUUGCCAUUCUUGGAAUGGGAUUGUAUUCCUACUUUUGCACACAUGAAAACAAAAAGAAACAAAUGCUUGAUCUCUCUCCGGCUUCCCAGAUUAAAGAUAAAGAUAGUAAUACACCUCUGUUGGGACACCAAGAUAAAGAAAAUCAUUUUGAAGUGAAGAAAGCAACUAAAGACUCCCUUGUUUAAGCUAAAGCGACUGGUCUAUAUAGGGGAUUUUUAAUGUGUUUAUUUUUCCUUUCCUUUUAUCAUGUAAUUCAAUUGAGUAUCAUGAAAUUUUGAUUCUUUUAAAUAAAAUUAAAUCUACAACAUCAACAUGUAUUUGUUUUAUCUUCACAUGGCUUCAAUUACU